AGACAAACAGUUAAAGCAGAAAAGGUUCAGUUCAGUCUCUCAACAUGUCUGCUGAUUCUCCUGCUGCUCCAGAUCUGAGCCUGAAUGUCAGAUACACCAGAAAAGUCCAAGAGAACAGAGAAGAGGAGGAAGAGGAGCAGGUGGAGAUCUCAGAGGAUGAAGAGCACCAGGCUGAUCUCAGGUCACACGAAGCCAAUCCACACACUCACAACAACCCUGUAGCUGUGAAGAGAAGUGUGUUUCAGUGCUGCUACAGUGACUCUGGGAGUGAUGUAUCUUCUGAUAAUUGCUGGACUCUACACUCGCUAUAUUUCAGUUACUUUGGAAAAAGACGAGUUGAAGACCAGAUACGACCAACUGAACAACAGCUACAGCCAGCUCCAAGAACUGAUGUCAAUCGACUACAGUCAGUUACAGAGCAGCUACAAAAUACUGAGAGAAAAUCACAGCCAGUUACAGGAAGAAGUGAAGCAGCUGAGGGACAAAAUUGAAGGUAAAUGGUGUCCUGAUGGAUGGAGGAGAUUUGGAGGCAGUUGUUACUUUAAAUCUGAUGAGAAGGAAAGUUGGGAAGGAAGCAGAGAUUACUGUCGGCAGAGAGGAGCAGAUCUGGUGGUUAUAAACAGCAAAGAGGAACAGAAGUUUGUCACUGAGCUGAGUGUGGACGGAGAGUCCUGGAUUGGACUACAACUAAAAUGGACAGAAGGGGAACAUGCUAAAUGGGAAUGGGUGGACACAUCACCUCUGACAGAAAUGUUCUGGACACCAGGACUGCCUGAGUAUAGUUUAUACCGACAGGCUGUAACAUGCUGCAAUCAACAAGGACAAUGGACGCAAAGCCUAUCUGAGCCUGAAUGUCAGAUACACCAGAAAAGUACAAGAGAACAGGAAGAGGAGGAAGAGGAGCAGGUGGAGAUCUCAGAGGAUGAAGAGCACCACGCUGAUCUCAGGUCACACGAAGCCAAUCCACACACUCACAACAACCCUGUAGCUGUGAAGAGAAGGUGUUUCAGUGCUGCUACAGUGACUCUGGGAGUGAUGUAUCUUCUGAUAUUCGCUGGACUCUACACUCGCUAUAUUUCAGUCACUUGGGAAAAAGACGAGCUGCAGACCAGGUACGACCAACUGAGCAACAACUACAGCCAACUCCAAGAACUGAUGUCAAGAAAGAACGCAGUCGACUGCAGUCAGUUACAGAGCAGUUAUGAAGCGCUGAGUAGAAAUCAGAGUCAGUUACAGGAUGAAGUGAAGCAGCUGAGGGACAAAACUGAAGGCAAAUGGUGUCCUGAUGGAUGGAGAAGGUUUGGAUGCAGCUGUUACUUUAAAUCUGAUGAGCAGAAAAGUUGGGAGGGAAGCAGAGAAGAGUGUCAGCAGAGAGGAGCAGAUCUGGUGGUUAUAAACAGCAAAGAGGAACAGAAGUUUGUCAUUGAGCUGAAUGUGCGCGGAGACUCCUGGAUUGGACUAUGGGAAAUACUGACAGACAGAGAAUAUAUAUGGGAGUGGGUGGACGGAUCACCGCAGGCACAAACGUUCUGGGCACCAGGACUGCCACAGGAUGACAACUACAGGCAGGCGGCAACGUGCUGCAACCAACAAGGACAGUGGACACAAAGUGACUAUUUUAUAGAUAAGAGCUGGAUCUGUGAGAAAUAGAUGUUUCGUCUUCUUUGAUGAGUAUGGGUGGUGUUGG
This is a messenger RNA of Plectropomus leopardus (leopard coralgrouper), 1687 nucleotides long. Lineage: Eukaryota; Metazoa; Chordata; Actinopteri; Perciformes; Serranidae. The record is from RefSeq and is a predicted model, not a curated record.